AUGGGGCCGCCGCGGGGCCGCCUGGCCGGGCUCUGCCUGCUGCUGCUGCUGCAGGCUGGCCGGUGGUUUUGUGAAGAGGUGUCGCAGUGCCAGCCGGGUUUCGGCUCCGAGAGCUACAUCUUCCCUGUCUCCCGGCGGGAUCUGGAAACCGGCCGAGUGCUGGGCAAAGUGAGCUUCGAGGGCUGCGCAGGAAGGAAGCGGACGGCGUACCUGUCGGAUGACACGCGCUUCAAAGUGCACACGGACGGCGUCGUCUCAGUCAAACGUCCCCUCCAGCUCCACGGGCACGAAAAGAGCUUUUUCAUCCAUGCCUGGGACUCUGCCAGCAAGAAGCACUCUGCCAAGGUUACCGUGAAGAGAGAGGGGCACGGGCACCGCCACCACCGGCACACGGACUCCCCCGCCAAUGCUCAGGCAGACGUACUCAUCUUCCCAGAGUCCCGCCCCAGCCGGAAGAGGCAGAAGAGGGACUGGGUCAUCCCUCCAAUCAACUGCCCUGAGAAUGAGAGGGGGCCCUUCCCCAAGCCGCUGGUUCAGAUCAAAUCCAACAAGGACAAAGAGACCAAGGUUUUCUACAGCAUCACGGGGCAGGGCGCAGACACCCCCCCUGUGGGCGUCUUCAUCAUCGAAAGGGAGACGGGAUGGCUGCAGGUGACGAAGCCGCUGGACAGAGAGGACAUCAGCCACUACACGCUCUUUUCCCACGCUGUGUCUGCGAAUGGGCAGCCCGUGGAGGACCCCAUGGAGAUCAUCAUCACCGUGAGCGACCAGAACGACCACAAACCCCAGUUCACCCAGAGCGUCUUCACAGGCUCCAUAGAAGAAGGAGCCAAGCCAGGUACCUCUGUGAUGCAAGUGACAGCCACAGAUGCAGAUGACAGUGUAAACACCUACAAUGGGGUCAUUACUUACUCCAUCCUGCAGCAGAUACCUGAACAACCCCACAGCCAGAUGUUCGCCAUCAACUCUGAGAAUGGCGUCAUCAGUGUGAUUGAAACUGGGCUGGACAGAGAGACGAUCCCCAACUACACGCUGAUUGUCCAGGCUGCCGACUUACGAGGCGAAGGUUUUACUACCUCAGCCACAGCAAUGAUUGAAGUCACCGACACCAACGAUAACGCUCCAGUGUUCGACCCACUCACGUACCAAGCCACGGUGCCCGAGAACGAAGUGGGGGUGCUGGUUGACAGGCUGCAUGUGACGGACAAGGACAAGCAGGGUUCUCCGGCCUGGCGGGUGAAGUACGAGAUCGUGAGAGGGAACGAAGGGGGCUUUUUCACCAUAACCACAGACCCCAACAACAACGACGGGCUCCUGAAAACUGCCCAGGGCCUGGAUUUUGAGGUGCAAAGGCAGUUCAUCCUCCACGUUGCUGCAACGAACGACAUUCCCUUCUCCGUGCCUCUCCCGACUUCCACAGCCACCGUCACUGUGAACGUUGAGGAUGUGAACGAAGCCCCAGUCUUUGAUCCGCCUAUCAAAAGCGCAGUGGUCUCAGAGGACUUGCCUGUGGGACAGCAAGUCACCUCCUACACGGCCCGGGACCCAGAUAAGAGCCAGACGCAGACAAUCAAGUACAGCAUGGGGAGCGACCCUGCAGGGUGGCUGGCUAUUGACCCCGAAAAUGGCAUCAUCACGGCAAAACUCCCUCUGGACAGGGAGUCGAGCUUCGUAGUCAACAACACCUACAAGGCCAUAGUCCUGGCUGUCGACUCAGGGCAGCCGUCGGCCACCGGCACGGGGACCUUGCUGCUGACCCUCGAGGAUGUGAAUGACAACGGGCCAGUGCCAGAGCCACGGGAAUUUUACAUCUGCAAUCAGAACCCAGUGGUCCAGUUGUUAAAUAUUGUGGACCCGGACCUUCCCCCCAACACCGGCCCCUUCAAGGUGGACCUGCUGCACGGCUCCGGCUCCAACUGGACAGCAACUGUGAACGCCCUGGGAGGGAACCUGGCCUUAAAGCUUACCAAAUACCUGGAGUCAGGAGACUACAGCAUCAUCCUGCAGCUGGUGGACAACCAGGGUAAACCCCAGGUGACGACUGUCAAAGCCAUUGUGUGCGACUGUGAUGGGGAAGCCAGGAACUGCGAGAAGAGAGCAGCCAUCGCGGGCGGCCUGGGGAUCCCGGCCAUCCUGGGGAUUCUCGGGGGAAUCCUUGCCUUGCUGAUCCUGCUGCUGCUGCUGCUGCUCUUCGUGAGGAAGAGGAAGGUGGUGAAGGAGCCCUUGCUUCUCCCCGAGGACGACACUCGAGACAACGUCUAUCACUACGACGAGGAGGGCGGUGGGGAGGAAGACCAGGACUACGACCUGAGCCAGCUGCACCGCGGCCUGGAUGCUCGGCCUGAGGUGACCCGCAACGACGUCGUCCCGACUCUCAUGCCAGCCCCGCAGUACCGGCCACGCCCCACCAACCCCGACGAGAUCGGCAACUUCAUCGAUGAGAACCUGAAGGCGGCCGACACUGACCCCACCGCCCCGCCGUACGACUCCCUGCUGGUGUUUGACUACGAGGGCAGCGGCUCCGAGGCGGCCUCGCUCAGCUCCCUCAACUCCUCCUCUGACCAGGACCAGGACUAUGACUACCUGAACGACUGGGGCGGCCGCUUCAAGAAGCUGGCUGACAUGUACGGCGGGGGCGAGGACGAGGAGUAG
Emys orbicularis (European pond turtle) is the source of this 2652-nucleotide messenger RNA. RefSeq names its product cadherin 1 (gene CDH1). The coding region runs from base 1 to 2652 and encodes 883 amino acids. The record is from RefSeq and is a predicted model, not a curated record. The transcript has 16 exons. Lineage: Eukaryota; Metazoa; Chordata; Testudines; Emydidae. Gene Ontology annotation, cellular component: flotillin complex; apical junction complex; plasma membrane. Gene Ontology annotation, biological process: homophilic cell-cell adhesion; cell-cell junction assembly; synapse assembly. Gene Ontology annotation, molecular function: cadherin binding; calcium ion binding.